AGGAGGAAUGACCGACAGACAGGUACGAUGUCCUUAGUCGACGCCCCAUGCUCACACGCACAAACACACACACAAACACGAAUCGUCACACGAUAUUGCGCUCGAGCACUUUGGUCCGUCCCUCUAUCAGUCGGUCAAAGGCAAACAGAGAGAGGUCUAUCGACACCCACCUGCCACAUAAAAUCAGCUCAGCUAUCGCACGACCGGCAGCCGGGGCGUGCUGCAGCCCAUGGCCCGAGAAACCUGCAGGCAUACCGUCAGACAGCACACGACACGACUACACUCAAUGAAUGCAUCCCCGAGCAGUCUGCCUAACUCAUCACACCCCACCCACCAUUGCAGAAGAGAAGGCUGUCGACGUUCGGACUGGCACCCAUCACGGCGUUGUGGUCGUGCAGGUUCAUCUCGUAAUGGCCGGCCCAGCAGCUGACGCACCGGAGCGCCUCGAAGGCGGGGACGCGAGAGGCCAAUGCGGGCCACACACACUCCUCAAACAGACCGUCGGGCUGAACAACGCACAGCACGAUGUAACACACACCACUCGCGGCGCGCACGCACCUACGGGUCAUCCUAUCCUACCACGUCGAAGUCGUCUUGAAGUGCAUCGACAUCCUGCAGACAGACACCAUCGCAAAAAAAGCGAUCCGCAGUGCACCGGACACACACACACACAUCCACUCAUGGCUCUCGCGUACCUCAUCUGGCAGCGGGGACAUGCCCGUGAUGAAUCUGUUGUGGCCGCAGCCCUCCUUGCGGAAGUACACACCCCUCCCAGCGCUACUCGUCUGGUCCAGCACAGUCAGCGGACAGCCCUCGCUCAUCCCAUCCGGGCACUCAGCCACGUCCACAACGAAAAUGCAGCGCUUGCGCGCCCUCACGGGCAGCGACAGGCCAGCCAUCGCAGCAAUGCGUGCCGCCUGGCCGCCGGCGCAGUUAACGACCGUCCCGCACGCCACCCUGCCCCCCGUCUGCAGACACACGUGGGUAACUCGCCGAUGAGAUGACAAUUGAGACCAGCUGGGCAGCAGGGCCGCCAGAGCCGCCUCCUUGUCGGAUGCAGCCACUGGUGGAUCCAUCACCAAGUCGACCACCUCGUCGCUGACGUAUCUGACGCCCAUUGAGAUGGCCUUGUUCUUGAUGGCGUGUAGGAGGCUCUCGGCGUCAAAGCUCCCCUCUCCCGAUGUGCCAUACGUGCCGCCCGCCAGCCCUUCUGUCGAUAGCCACGGGAAGGAUUUCUUGAGCCCACCGGCGUCCAGCAUCGUGAUGUUGCUGCAGCCGUGCUUCAGCUGGACGGCAUGGUUCUCCUCGAGAGUGGGCAGGCCGGCCGGAGAGGACAAAAAGAGGUAGCCCGUUUCCCGAAAGCAGAUGUCGAUGGGGUCCUCGUCUGACCGGGCGAGGGCGUGUGGGGCAUCUGAAAGGAAGUGGGUGCCGAAUUGUGACAUCGUGAUGUUCUCGGGCAGGCUGAACUGGUGGCGGAUGGAGGCGGCCGAGCGUGUGGUGGACGAACGGAUAUACGUCUUGUCACGCUCGACCACCUAAGGGAACAAGGCAACAAAGGGGCUGUCGACCCCAUGGUGUGUGUUGAGUACUCGCGGACCAGUACGCGAGGCGCCAUUGAGGGCAUGUACUUCGCCAGAAAGUAGGCAGUAGCACUCCCCAUGAUGCCGCCUGCACUCACUCAUUCCCACGAGUGAGUCAGCAGCACACAUGUGGAUGAUUGGUGCUCAGCGCUUACCCCCGCAGAUGACGACAUCAUAUGUGUCGCUCUUGGCCGAGAAGCAGCGACGUCCUGCCGACCUGCUGCUGGCCCUCACCAACGCAUCGCACCUGCACGAACAGACGAAGCAAAGUGAGAUUGAUUGAUUCAUUCAUUCAUCUCCCUUUCUGGAGCACCACGUGCAAUGCAAUGCCUACCACACCAGGCAUACAUACCAUCUUGCAGCAGUAGAGGCAGCCUGGCACCCGAGCAUCGAUGAAAGAUAGAGAACCGAUGGAAAACGGAUGCAAUGGAUAAAGGUGCACGCAGAUCUAUGCUACCCUCACUGCACUCCUUCAACCGCAAACUUGGAAG
Messenger RNA from Vitrella brassicaformis, 2071 nucleotides. The record is from the annotation of a GenBank genome assembly. Lineage: Eukaryota; Vitrellaceae.